This is a messenger RNA of Trichomonas vaginalis G3, 441 nucleotides long. RefSeq names its product alpha-acetolactate decarboxylase family. NCBI's taxonomy places the organism in Eukaryota, Parabasalia, Trichomonadida, Trichomonadidae. The transcript has a single exon. Bases 1 to 441 code for a protein of 146 amino acids. Gene Ontology annotation, molecular function: acetolactate decarboxylase activity. Gene Ontology annotation, biological process: acetoin biosynthetic process. The record is from RefSeq and is a predicted model, not a curated record.
AUGCAACAAUUUAACGAUCUUGUUGAUCAGAAGAAGCCUUACGAGAAUCUUCCACUUCUUAUCAGAGUUGAUGGUGAAUUCGAGAUGGUUCACUUCCGCUCAGUCCCGGGCCAAAAGAAACCAUACAAGCCACUUGUUGAAGUUGCCAAGGUACAACCAGAAUUCAAACAUCAAAAUAUUAAGGGAUCUUUAAUUGGUUAUCGUUUUCCAAAGUACUUCGCUGCUAUGAAUCUUCCAGGAUACCACAUCCACUUUGUUGACGAUAAGAGAACAUGUGGUGGACAUGUUUUAGGAUUCAAACUUAUUUCUGGAAAAGUUUCUAUUGCAGAGUCAUCAGAUUUCCAUCUUCAUCUUCCUUCGCACUCAGAGUCUUUCAGAAAGUGCGAUUUUGAAGUUGAUAGAUCAAAGGAAACACAUUUCAUCGAAGGUGGAAGCCAAUAA